Molecule: messenger RNA, 1049 nt
Organism: Coffea arabica (coffee)
Lineage: Eukaryota; Viridiplantae; Streptophyta; Magnoliopsida; Gentianales; Rubiaceae
Source: RefSeq, a predicted model, not a curated record
CUUUGCACUUGUGCAACCACUAUUGCCCACAAAUCGAUGAGUGUAAUGUCUCCAUUGAAGUAUCUGGAAUGCCACUCUAAAUUACAAGCUGACCUUGGCCAUUUUUUGCUAUAUUAAAUUGAAAUAGUGAUCCCUGCUCGAGGUGGUACAGCAAAACCAACCUUCCCAGCAAUUUCCUGCUCAAUUUAGCUCAAGCCGUGUUACAAACCUAGUGAUUAGUGAGGCAAGUGGGAAAGAAAAUGUUCCCGCCCUUGCUUAAGCCUAACCCCAGCUCCUAAGUUCCUAAAUCCUAACUCCAAAGUACAACCCCACCACCACUUUUGUCCCUGUACUACUUAAUUCAAUUGCCCUUCUCCUCUGCUAUAUAUACAUCUCUCCUGUCCCUCAUUUCCUCACAUCCCAUCUGAUCUCACUAGCUGUAGCGAUUAGCAAAUCCAUCUACAUAUUGCCCAUUGCUCUCAGCUUCUUGCUGCUAAUAAUAGUAGUAGUUGUGUGUUUUUCUUAGACGAUGGCAAUUCUCAAAGCCUGUGCUUUUCUCAUUUUGAGUGCUCUUCUGCUGAUCCACCUCACUGACGCCGCCCAAGUGGUGAGCAAAGGGAUUCCAAGUCCAAGUCCGAGCCCUCUGCCAGCCCCCAAGCCGAUAGAUUGUGGUGCUGCUUGUGGGUAUCGAUGCUCGAAGACAAAGAGGCCUAAUCUUUGCAAGAGGGCUUGCGGGAGCUGCUGUGCCAAGUGCAGCUGCGUCCCUCCUGGAACUUCUGGCAACUACGAAGCCUGUCCCUGCUAUUACAAGCUCACCACAGUCAAUAAAUCCACCGGAAAGGUUGUCCGCAAGUGUCCUUGAGUACUUCUCCGCUCAGGAUUUGCUCUGCAAAACAACAAGUGUGUGUGCACAUAAAGAAAGAAUAAGAGAGAGCCUCUGCUAUAGCGCUCUCAUUAUAUAUUAUCUAUAUUUUUCUUCCAAUUUAAUUAUAUUCAUUGUUGUGAGAGGCUAUUAUUAUCGUUGUAGUAGGUAUCAAUCAAGUGGAAUCAAUAGCUAGCUCAUUCUCAAA